AUGAACCAGCAACGGGGCUAUCAAACCUCUGUCAUUCUAUCCGAUGGCAAGAUCUUCCAGAUUGGUGGGUCCUGGGUCGUAACAGAAGCGCGCGGUGGCAAACACGGCGAGAUCUGGGAUGGUACAUCGUGGACCGCACUCCCAGGCGCGUUGGUCGACCCUAUCCUUACCAAUGACCGCGAUCGUGCAUUUCGCGCCGAUAACCACGCUAUGCUCUUCGGCUGGUCCAAUGCCUCCGCCAUCUCCGUCGGCCCCUCGAGAGCAAUGGUCUAG
Messenger RNA from Fulvia fulva, 273 nucleotides. Its product is annotated as Galactose oxidase. Lineage: Eukaryota; Fungi; Ascomycota; Dothideomycetes; Mycosphaerellales; Mycosphaerellaceae. The coding region runs from base 1 to 273 and encodes 90 amino acids. The record is from RefSeq and is a predicted model, not a curated record. The transcript is spliced from 2 exons.